AUGGCCACCGAGACCGGCUCUGUCGCAGCGCAGCCUUGGGCGGAUGGGCCGCUCCAGCUCGUGCCCACGCCGCAGUAUGCGACCAAGAAGACGGACCUGUUCACUACGGGCGCCACGCACAUGUGUCUGCUGCAUAACGCCAUCCUGCGCGGCUACAACAGCAUCUUCCUGCAGGCAGCCCACAUCAAGGAAGAGGACAAGGCCGACUUUAUCGGCUACUGCCUGACAUGGUUCCGUUUUGUCAAGUCGCACCACGAUGACGAGGAGGAGGUACUCUUCCCCAAGGUGGCCGAUGUCCUGGGAGACAGCAGCGUGUGGACUCAGACGCACGAAGAGCAUGAAUCCUUCCUGGCUGGCCUCGGCGCCUUCCAUGAUUACCUUGCCGGGCUGCCAUUCCCGGCCGACUUCUCGGGCGAGAAGCUGCUGGCCAUUAUGGCCACGUUUGAGGUGCCGUUUGAGAACCACUUCCGUUCCGAGAUUGGCACCAUUGCCGCGCUGGCCGACCACCCCAAGGCGCCAGUGCCCGGCUCGCCCGAGGCCGAUGCUGCAUUCGCCAUGUUCAAGGCCUGGGGCAAAGCCACCGUCUCCAAGGCUGGCACUCUCGACGUGGUGCCUUUUUUCUUGCUCAACCUUGACCGCUCCACCGGCUUCGAGAACGGCACCUGGGCCAACUGGCCGCCCAUGCCGGCGCCCAUCCGCUGGGGCCUGAUCAACAUUGCCGGCUCCUGGUACGGCAAGUGGUGGCGGUUCGCAAGCUGCGAUGCUGCCGGCCAGCCGCAGGUGCUCUGGGCCCUGCGUGGCGAACCGGCAGCACCGGCUGCGAAGGAGGAUCUGUAG
Molecule: messenger RNA, 837 nt
Organism: Grosmannia clavigera kw1407
Lineage: Eukaryota; Fungi; Ascomycota; Sordariomycetes; Ophiostomatales; Ophiostomataceae
Exons: 2
Coding region: 1-837 (278 amino acids)
Source: RefSeq, a predicted model, not a curated record